Messenger RNA from Gadus morhua (Atlantic cod), 6692 nucleotides. It is a transcript of the gene arhgef1, whose product is annotated as Rho guanine nucleotide exchange factor (GEF) 1. Gene Ontology annotation, biological process: intracellular signal transduction; G protein-coupled receptor signaling pathway. The transcript is spliced from 32 exons. Gene Ontology annotation, molecular function: G protein-coupled receptor binding; guanyl-nucleotide exchange factor activity. NCBI's taxonomy places the organism in Eukaryota, Metazoa, Chordata, Actinopteri, Gadiformes, Gadidae. Gene Ontology annotation, cellular component: cytoplasm. The record is from RefSeq and is a predicted model, not a curated record. The coding region runs from base 409 to 3576 and encodes 1055 amino acids.
ACAGUGCGGAAACAAACCAUAUUGGAUUUUUUUUCUUUUGACAGACAGGAAAAAAGGGCAAAAAGUUGCAAUAUAGUUUUAUAAGUUGUAAGCACCGCUCCCCGAGUCAGUCGUUGAUACGAAGCAAUAACUGGACAUUUACCAUACGCGUAAUAUCAAACGUUAUUCAGGCAAAGGUUUUGAAUUCAGAGUUUUACUUCCGCGUACAAUGUUUUUUUCCACUGACAUACGGCAACUUCUGAACAGGAAACCCUACUAGACAGUAGUCUUGCGUUUUCGCUGUAAGUAAAGCGGGAGUCCAUAACAUCAGAGAGGGAGAGUACAUUAUAUUCCCGACUGCUCGUCCUUAUUGUCUUGUUCUCCUCCUCCCAGCGGGGUGUGUUUGGGGCCCUCAACUCAAACCCAGCCAUGAGCAUCAUCGGGGCCGAAGACGAGGACUUUGAGAAUGACCUGAACGAAGUGCCGGACAGCCAGUGCCCUCAUUUCAACUGCAUAGAAAAGCUGAAGGCUCGGCCCACGCACCUGCUGGUCUUCCUGCAUCACGUCAUCCUGCAGUUUGACUGUGCAGCCCUGCUGUGCUACCUUCACGCAGACCUCUUCAAGAACCUCAGUGCCAAGGAGACCAAGAAGCAGUUUGUGGAGUUCCACAACAACUUCCUGGACAAGGGGGCCAUUCUCAAAGUGGUAGUUCCAGCUGCUGUUUCUAAUGAAUUGGACCGAACCCGUCCAGAGCUGCUCACUGAGGACCUCCAGCGGCGAUAUGUCCAGGAGGUGCAGAGCCAGCAGGAAGCAGAGGUGGCCAAACAGCUGGAAGACUUCCGGUGCAAGAGGAUGAUGGGAAUGACGGCCAACGAGACUGAGUUGGUGGAUGUGGAGAACCACUAUCCCACCGACCGCAUCCCCAUGGAGAUGAAGGAGAAGUCCGUGGCCGAGGUCAUGCUGGACAAGAUGGCAGAGAACCAAGCAAACAUUGUUGCGGAUGAGGACAGAUGCCAAGCCAUCUUUGCGUCGGUGGCCGUGUACCUGAAGCACCUCGGGGUGAAGAGCAGGGCUGUGGACAGCAAGAAGUCCAGGGGGGGCUUCUUCAGGAGGCCCCUGGGCAAGAACAAGAAGGACGAGUCCACCAAAACGAAGCCCAGAGGGGGUUUUCCUAGCAUUCCCAGCUGGAUCGCUGGUUCCAACGAGGUCAAACCUAGGCCGGAAACUGAAGCGGAUAAAGAUAAGCCUGCAGCCCAGGAGCGUAAGAACAGCCAGUUUCUGCCCCCCAGGGGGGACCCCCUCCCCCUCCCCUUCCCCAGCAGGAAGUCCUGCUCCGUUGGGGGGGGCUCCUCCUCCUCCCAGCCCGCCCUGGAGAUCAGCGAGUGCUCAGGGCUCAGCUCCAGCACCGCCAGCAGCCCAGACGGCCACAGCGAAGGUCUACCCAGCAACCGCUUAGAACCCCCGCCUUCCAGUGACGGGGGCGAUGUGUCCCCAAUCAGUCUGGGGGGCCUCUCCACUGGGGAGCCCUUCUCCCCCUGUGAGACCACCACAGAGGAAAACAUGGAGAAAGAAAGACAGAAGACAAGGAAAGUGGCACGCAGCGAGAGCGCCCGUGUGGACCGCCACUCCUCCCGGCGCCGCGGCUCCUCCCGGGGCAAACAGUCCCGUUCCCGUAGCGACGUGGACCUCCAGCCUCCCAACAUGAGCGCCUCACCUCUCUCGCUCACACCCCAACACCCAUCGGCCCAUCACCUUAUGGACGGGCCCCCCCAGUUUCCGGACGGCACCACCCCCCCCAGCCCCUCCCCCCAGCCGGAGGAGAUGGAGCCACGUCUGGUGGAGCUGGAGCAGGACCCCGCUAACUGGCGGGAGCUGGCCGACCGCAACGCCCUGGCUAACCUCAGCAAGAAGGAGACCAAGAGGCAGGAGGUCAUCAACGAGUUGUAUACGACUGAGCAUGCUCACUACCGCAUGCUGACGGUGCUCCAGACGGUCUUCUCCAAGCCCCUGGAGAGGGAGGAGAUCCUCACCGGCCCAGAGCUGGCCACCAUCUUCCCCAGCCUGGAGGAGAUCUUGGAGAUGCACUACACCUUCCAUGAGAACCUGAAGGCGCUGCGUGAGGAGGAUGAGUUCAUCGUGAAGAACAUCGGCGCCACGCUGCUCAACAGAUUCGGGGGUCCGGAGGGGGAGUGGUUCCAGAAGCUGACAGCCCGGUUCUGCAGCCACCAGUCCUGGGCCCUAGAACAGAUCAAGAGCCGGCAGAAGAAAGACGCCCGCUUCAAUGCCUUCAUCCUGGAGGCGGAGAGCAAGCCCCAGUGCCGCAGGCUGCAGCUGAAGGACAUCAUCCCCACCGAGAUGCAGAGGCUGACCAAGUACCCUCUGCUGCUGGAGAACAUUGCCAAGAGCACCGAGGACCAGGAGGAGAAGGACAAGAUCCUGCAGAGUGCAGAGUGCUGCAGGAAGAUCCUCAACCACGUCAACGACGAGGUCAAGUACAUGGAGAACCUGCUGAACCUGAAGGACUACCAGCGGCGCUUGGACACGUCCGGGCUCAAACCCAGUACCGAUUUGUACACAGAGUACAAGAACAUUGACCUGACCCUGAAAAAUAUGAUCUAUGAAGGUCCCCUCACUUGGAAGGUCACAAAGGAGAAAGCUAUCGAGGUGCAGUGCGUUCUGCUGGGCGACCUGCUGGUGCUGCUGCAGAGGCAGGACGACAAGAUGGUGCUCAAGUGCCAGAGCAAGAGCAACGUGGCGGUGCAGGAGGGCAAGCAGAUGCUCAGCCCCAUCAUCAAGCUCAACUCCGUGUUCCUCAGGGAGGUGGCCACAGACCGCAAGGCCUUCUACGUCAUCUUCACAUGGGACAGCGGUGCUCAGAUCUACGAGCUGGUGGCCCAGUCCUCCGGAGAGAGGAACACCUGGACAGAAGCAAUCAAGAAAGCGGUGGAUGAUCUGAAGCAGAGUGGGCCCGCGGUGGGGGGGCCGUUGUCCCCGGUAGGCGGGCGUCCCCCGCACUUGGUCCCUUUGAGUCCAACCCUAAAUGGCAAUUUCAAAAGCAGCAUAGUGCAGGAUAAUGACAGCCUCACAGAAGACAAGUCUCCAUACCCUCAGCAUUCUGUGAUGUAUUACCUGUCAGAGAAAGGCUUUGACCUGUUCGCUACCCCCACCAGUGAACAGGACAAGGUGGCCCAAAAUGCUCUUGAUGAUGUCACAGGUCUGAAAAGGCUAUUGGUCAGCAGCAUCAGCCUUUCAGAGGACUCUAUGCCAGAAGAGGAAAAUGGCAAGGAUGAUGGGGGGUCAGAGAAGCUAGAGGACUGCACAGACGGCUCUAAGUCACCAGAGGACGGAGGCCCCAUAGCGGGGGCCUCGCAGGUGGAGGAUGGCCCGGGAGGAGCCGGGUCUGGAGGAGCCAAGGGAGUGGAGGAGGGGGGCAUCAGUGCACCCCUGGUGCUUUCCAAGGAGAGGGUGGAGGAGGUGUACAGCCGCCUCCAGGGUCUGGAGGAGAAUCUGAGGAGACUACAGACCAUGGAAGAGGCACACCAUAAGCUGCUGAUGGCCUUGUCAAUGUUCUCCCUGGAGGGAGGAAACUUCCAGUGAGAAGCAACGCACCUGUCAGCCAGAAAUUGCUGUAGGUGCCUGAUUGAAGUGCACGAUUGACUAUUGGAGGACGGUCUGGAAACACUCAAUGGUCGCGUACAAAACUGCUGCUGUUUGGGAUGUGGAAGGUCGACGCCCAACCAGGAAGUUCACGCAAGACAGGAUGGGGGAGGGGCUUUGUCUGCAGUGCACUGCUUGAGUGGUGAAGCAGGGAAGGGGUGUGUGUGUGUGUGUGUGUGUGUGUGUGUGUGUGUGUGUGUGUGUGUGUGUGUGUGUGUGUGUGUGUGUGUGUGUGUGUGUGUGUGUGUGUGUGUGUGUGUGUGUGUGUGUGUGUGUGUAAAAGGAAGAUGAAGUGAGGGAGGACAGUUUUAUGAACAGUUUUCAAAAAAUGUUUAGCGAUUUUGCUGUGCGAUGGAUGCUGCAUAAUAAAGUGUGUGGAGAGUUGCUAUGAGACACAUACACACCAGACACAAACACAUGGACAAACAAUGAACAUAGAAUUAUGUUGUGUAAGAGAAUGAAUCUUAAGUUUCUUUUAGCAUUGUAGUUUUCGGUUUCAAUAAUGCUUAGUGCCACAGUGUUGCAGAAUUGAAAACAAAUCCAGAAAUCGUUUUGGUAAAACCAAGCUCUAAACCUAAGGUUUGAAGCUUUUGCAUGCUGAAUCAUGUUAGAAAAAAAACCUUCCUGUUACACUGUUAAAUACCCAUACUUAACCAUGUAUAGAGCACAGAUUAGAAUGAAGGGUGUGCAUGCGGACUAUUUUGGAGUGGAGUUACUGUUGUAAUUUAGAUUGGAUUAUGAACAAAUAACAGAAUCUGCAUAAAAGAAGAUAUAUAUACAUGCAUACAUACAUACGCACACAUAGUAUCAUGAUAGCUGUUUGAUCUUCUUAUGAUCGCUGCCAUUAUUUAUUCCUUUGGGUCCUUUCAGGGUUUCUGCUGCUUCUCUGGGAAACUUACAGCACGAGGGGUUGGGGUCAAAGCAUAAGAAGUUCAGAUCCCGAAGGUAGAUUCAAGUUGCGCUGCAGUGAUAAAGCAUGGCAUCUGAAAGCCUUCCUGCCUCGUUUGAAGUAUUGAAUGCAAAAUACAGACAUUUUGAAAGCGAAGACACGCACAUAGACGAGCAUAAAGACACAUACACAAGACCCAGUGCCAAAGCAAUGCUCACAGGGGAGAGCAGAUUAUUUGGGUUUUUUAUUUUUCGCUUGCCUUCUGAUUGUAAUGUCUGACACACACACACACACACACACACACGACAUUAGGUUGAGUUAAAUUUUUUGAUUGUAUUAUAUGCUGUUGAGUAUGUUAUUAGUCAAAUAUUAUAUUAUAUUCGAUAGUAGCAAUGUUUUUUUUGUAUCAAAUUUGACCUUUUUUCAAGAGCUGAUUGUAAUUAUUCUUGAUUUACUUUUUUGGACUGGUGGAUUUGAACUGUGGUGAGGCGCACAGGACCAAAGACAAAAACGCUGUACCGCUAGAUCCUCAUGCUAUUUAAUGCAAUUAUGACAACGCUUUUACGCAUUACUGGCACAUGAACGUUUGCUGGGUUGAGAUGGAUGUACAGGCAGGUCGGCAGUUGGGAGGCGUCAUUAGCUUAUUCUUGUUAAUCCCUUGUACAUGCUCAUUCCAUUCAUCCCAUACUGCCGUGUUUUAUGAAUUUCCAGUAAUAGUUACAGUAUAGGUGAUUAAAAGGAUGUAUAUUUUAUAAUUAUUGAAGCUAUACUUCCCCCAAAGAAUUUGCCUCUUAUACGCAUAUGAGAAUGAACCGGACAGCAUUCAACAAAUGCACUGGUUUUCUUGGGGACAAAAACACCAUGGUCUACAAGUAAGACUGAAGGUUUGCUUCGGUCUCCACGGGACCAAGACAGUACUACAGUGCUUCUGCCAGUCAGUCAUUGCCAUGACCAUACUGAACUUGAGUGAAACCAAUUGCAAACAACCACCAAGCACAACAAGGGCACAUAUAUAGUCAAAUGAAGUUUGUAGCCAGGGCCAACGCAGACCUACUUGGUACACAUUCUCACAAGUACUGUAAUGACGGUGAUCUCUGAUAUGCACCCUCCUCAUGUGUAGCCACCAAACUGUAGCCAUCUCCGCCCUCAUCCAACCGCACCAUUUUUUUUCUUUUUUUUUUUUAACCGCCACAUCUUCUACUCGGAACUCCGAACUUUUGUGCUAGGUAGCCCACCAGAAGACCUCUUAGGCCCCGGUUUCCCUUUAGACGGGUGAGGGACCAGUAAGACUAUGAGACACACACACACACACACACACACACACACACACACACACACACACACACACACACACACACACACACACACACACUCUGAGGUAACCAGGUCACAGAGUGGGUUUGGUUAUUGUUAUUUGUAUGUUUGUUUUGUUUUUUUAAGCCUUAAUCUAACUAUGCCUAUGAGAGAGAAAGGAUUGUUCAUGGAGUUUUUUAUGGGGGGUUUGCAAUACGCUGAAGUGGUGCCAAACCCAUAUGCCAAAUUGAGUAAGCAUCCAGUUGGCCAAUAGGAUGAGGCUAAAGAAAUAAUCCGGCCCGCAGGUAUUUAUCCUCCAUUGGUUUGCAUUCAUCAGCAGUGGAUAACCGCCUUACACCAUCUUACAGUAAUACCUUGUCAAACACGCUCGCGCAGGGAGAAUGACUACAUCUCCGUCUAUCAGUCUCUCUGUGCUUAUACCUGAUGUAUCCUGUAUUCCAAUGGAUAGAUGUUUAGAACAUUUAUUAUAUAUUUUGGUGCCUUAUGACGGCCUGGCUGCUGUUCCCCCAAAAGAUGGUUCUCCACAAACAAAUGCACGUUUUAUAAGCCCUCAGAUUGAUGAAUUCUUGGGAAUGGUUUUCCCAUCAGAUAAAAAGUUGGUCUCCUCGAUGCUGUUUAUAUUCACCUUCAGGAUCACAAAAGGAUUUGUACUGAUCUCGUCUUCAGACAAGGAUCCAUCACGCUGUUAAUAAAAAGUCUAAAUGCAAGAACAUAUAUAUAUAUAUAUAUUGUGUAUUUGGGUUUGGAUUUUUCUCUUGUAAGAGGGUUUUAAUGUAUGCUUAAGAACCAUUGUGGUACGUUCUUUCUUAUUUCUUUUCCUUUUUUUUAAAUAAAUUGGGGGAAAUUAAAUCAA